This is a messenger RNA of Penaeus monodon (black tiger shrimp), 745 nucleotides long. RefSeq names its product dickkopf-related protein 3-like. The transcript has 2 exons. Bases 1 to 636 code for a protein of 211 amino acids. Gene Ontology annotation, biological process: negative regulation of canonical Wnt signaling pathway; multicellular organism development. The record is from RefSeq and is a predicted model, not a curated record. Gene Ontology annotation, cellular component: extracellular region. Gene Ontology annotation, molecular function: co-receptor binding; receptor antagonist activity. Lineage: Eukaryota; Metazoa; Arthropoda; Malacostraca; Decapoda; Penaeidae.
AUGAAGUUGGCUGUCUUCCUCCUGAUGGUGUGCUGCCUUGCGACCUCAUGCACGGCACAAGGACUUUCCUGGCUCUUCAGACGCCUCCAUAAAGUAGGUCGCCAUAACAUCCGUGACCUUAGUGGCGCCCAUCACACCUCCCAUCAAGUAACGACUGAUCAACCCUUAAACUUUUAUCAACACUUGCGUCUGUGCACCAACGACCGCGUGUGUGGCCGUGGGCAGUUCUGCGACCAGCACUACGGCGUGUGUCGGGAUCACAUGACGGAGGGACAAGAGUGUCGUGGUGACGCCAUGUGUGAGGCCGGAUACGACUGCAUGUUCGGGCUGUGCCAAAAGCGCAUCAAGCGUGGGCGUGAGGGUGCCAGGUGUCGCAAGGAGCGGGAUUGUGGAGCAGGGAUGUGCUGCGCCCGUCGUCAUGGAGAGCAGGUGUGUCAGCGGCGUCUGCCCUUGGGCCACAAGUGCUACGUACCUGAGGGCGGCCUUGACUACUCCAUGAACCAAGUUUGUCCGUGUGAGAGCGGCCUUGUGUGCAAAUACACGGCUGAACAGCCUCCUUCCAAGCAUCAGCUCAUCGCCGUCAUAUCGGCCUCUGAGGACAUGCGCUGCGCAGCGCCCUCUUACCGUGUCCACUGACAUGUCAAAAGGAGUUGAUUGUGUUCUCACUGUAUUUAUCCCAGAUGAAUUUCUAGUCAGUAAUGUAUCUUGUAUAAACUAAUAAACUUUCUUCCUUAUUUUCCGACUG